GCGGCUGCCACUGUCGAGUGGCUCCGCAACGGACGUCCCGGCCCGUACCCUCCACCGGGGCGGCUGGCCUCGCGGACGGGUUCCCAGCGGGGCGCGAUGGACAGCCCCGAGGUGACCUUCACGCUGGCCUACCUGGUCUUCGCCGUGUGCUUCGUGUUCACGCCCAGCGAGUUCCACUCAGCCGGGCUUACGGUGCAGCACCUGCUGUCGGGCUGGCUGGGCAGCGAGGACGCCGCCUUCGUGCCCUUCCACUUGCGCCGCACGGCCGCCACGCUGCUGUGCCACUCGCUGUUGCCGCUUGGCUACUAUGUGGGCAUGUGCUUUGCAGCCUCAGAAAAGGAACUCUACUUCCCUAGCCAGGCCCCAGAGGCCUGGCAACUCUUCCUUUUGCUGGCCGUGACCCUCCCCUCUGCUGCCUGCAUCCUGAUCUACUACUGGUCCCAUGACCAGUGGGCUCACCACCCGCUGGCCCGCACCUUGGCACUCUAUGCCCUCCCACAUUCGGGAUGGUGGGCUGUCGCCUCCUCCAUCAACACCGAGUUCCGACGAAUUGACAAGUUUGCCACUGGGGCGCCAGGUGCCCGUGUGAUUGUGACAGACACAUGGGUGAUGAAGGUGACCACAUACCGUGUACACGUGGCCCAGCAGCAGGACGUGCACCUGAUUGUGACCGAAUCUCGGCAGCAUGAGCUCUCUCCAGACUCAAACCUGCCCAUACAGCUCCUCACCAUUCACGUGGCCAGCGCCAUCCCCGCCGUGCAGGCCUUUGACAUCCGGCUGAACUCCACGGAGUAUGGGGAGCUGUGUGAGAAGCUCCGUGCACCCAUCCGCCACGCGGCCAAUGUGGUCAUCCGCCAGAGCCUGGGAGACCUGUUCCUGGAGACCUUUGCCUCCCUGGUGGAGGUCAACCCAGCCUACUCAGUGCCGAGCAGCCAGGAGCUAGAGGCAUGCAUCGGCUGCAUGCAGAUGCGUGCCAGCGUGAAGCUGGUGAAGACCUGCCAGGAGGCAGCAGCUGGCGAGUGCCAGCAGUGCUACUGCCGCCCCAUGUGGUGCCUUACCUGCAUGGGCAAGUGGUUCGCCAGCCGCCAGGACCCCCAGCGCCCUGACACCUGGCUGGCCAGUCGUGUGCCCUGCCCCACCUGCCGUGCGCGCUUCUGCAUCCUGGACGUGUGUACUGUGCGCUGAGCUGCAAGGUGGCUGUGCACCUCCACCAGCCGCAGGUGGGGGAGCAGCCAGGCCUCUGGACUGGCAAAGGGCCCUAUUCACAGUGCAUGACCUGAGCUCUCGCCUCUGUUCUGAGUGCAGAAGGCUGGAGACUUUGUCUAAAAGCAGUUCUCAUGGAAACAUCCCAUGCCCCAGGUGGCAUCAGAUAGGUCCUCAGCCCCUUCUCAUUCCCUCUCUCCACUCCUC
This is a messenger RNA of Carlito syrichta (Philippine tarsier), 1410 nucleotides long. It is a transcript of the gene TMEM129, whose product is annotated as transmembrane protein 129. The transcript has 3 exons. Gene Ontology annotation, molecular function: ubiquitin protein ligase activity. Gene Ontology annotation, biological process: protein ubiquitination. NCBI's taxonomy places the organism in Eukaryota, Metazoa, Chordata, Mammalia, Primates, Tarsiidae. Gene Ontology annotation, cellular component: membrane; endoplasmic reticulum. The record is from RefSeq and is a predicted model, not a curated record. Bases 97 to 1185 code for a protein of 362 amino acids.